UUAAUAUAUAGUCAGAAAAAUUGAAGUGUUCCAAUCAAUGGCUGAUGAGGUGAAACUUUUGGGAGUUGUGGGAAGCCCAUUUGUAUGUAGAGUACAGAUUGCUUUAAAAUUUAAAGGAAUUGAACACAAAUUUGUUCAAGAAAACUUGGCCAACAAAAGUGAUGAACUCCUUAAAUAUAAUCCAGUUUAUAAAAAGGUUCCGGUUUUUGUUCACAAUGAGAAGCCAAUAUCAGAAUCUCUUGUGAUUCUUGAGUACAUUGAUGAAGUUUGGAAGAACAAUCCUAUUUUUCCUUCUGAUCCAUACCAAAGAGCCUUAGCUCGAUUUUGGUCCAAGUUCAUGGACGACAAGAUUGUGACUCCGUCAUUCAAAUCCGUUUUUAACGUCGACGAGAAAGAACGUGAGAAGAAUAUUGCAGAAUCAAGUGAGGCUCUUCAGAUUCUUGAGAAUGAGCUGAAAGACAAGUUUUUUGGUGGAAAAGAGUUUGGCAAUGUUGAUAUCGCUGCUGUGUUCAUAGCAUUUUGGAUUCCAUUGUUUCAAGAUAUUAUAGGGCUGAAAUUAUUCACUGCUGAAAAAUUUCCAAAGCUUUAUAAGUGGAGCCAAGAGUUUCUUAACCAUCCAACUGUGAAGGAAAUUAUGCCUCCUAGGGACCCGCUUUUUGCCUUUUUCAAAGGUGUCUAUGAGAAACUUCAUUCUUCUUCAAAAUAGAUCAAUCAUCAAUAUACUUAUUGAUAUCUGUAUUGAUACUCAGAAUAUCAACUUUCUGUCUUCAUGUUAUUUUUUUUAUAAGAAGUAUCUUUAUGUUUUUGGUGCUGUGAUUUUAUUACAAAAUCACACUUCCUCUAUUUCAUGUCUAGAAAAAAUAUUUAUCUCA
Vicia villosa (hairy vetch) is the source of this 872-nucleotide messenger RNA. Its product is annotated as probable glutathione S-transferase. Gene Ontology annotation, cellular component: cytoplasm. The record is from RefSeq and is a predicted model, not a curated record. Gene Ontology annotation, biological process: glutathione metabolic process. The transcript is spliced from 2 exons. Lineage: Eukaryota; Viridiplantae; Streptophyta; Magnoliopsida; Fabales; Fabaceae. The coding region runs from base 38 to 706 and encodes 222 amino acids. Gene Ontology annotation, molecular function: glutathione transferase activity.